ACAUCUGAACAUAAUAUUAAAAAGAAUAAUUUGAAAUCUGAUCGAAUUAUUUAUACCUAGACACCUCCAAUGUUUUUAAAAAAUAGCUAUUUUUACCCCUGAUUCUAAAAAGUUACACUUAUGUCCAAAAAUUUACUUACGAAGAAGAUUUUCUAUAAUUUAAGUAAAAGCCCAAUAAAAGUAGAACAAUUAAUUGGGCAGCAAGCCCAUUUGUGAGCGCAGGGUGGGUCAAUAAUUAUUCUCCAACAACUAAUUAGAUGAUCAAUUGUGACAUUACAUUAUUACACGCUGUCCCCACAUUAAACAUCUAAUUACAUGCUUAAGAGACUUCAUUUGUUGGUUGAGAAAACUUCGAUUGGCCAGGGAUAAUUUAUUUCGUAUGUCUAAUAUAUUUUCAAACAAAGAUUAAUAACUUUUAAACAGUAAUAACUAUUUCGUUAUUGUAUCAUAGUUAUGAAAAAACAGACCCGAUUUGUGCUAGACUGUAGUGCUACCCACGCCGUUUUGCUUUUUCUAUUACUUUUUAUGUCUAAAUCUAGAAUAUAGAUUUUGCAGAGGGGACCACACAUGAUUUCGCUGACUUGGAUUACAUUAAUAAAUAGAUAGAUAAAUAUUAUAUUUGUGAAACUAAGCAAUAGAUAAAAACUUCCCACAAUAAUAUUGUAAUGGAGUCCUUCCUAUACAUGGACCGAUAAAUUCACAUUAUAAAUAUCAUUCUGUGUAUGAACUCUACAGCAUCGUUGAGCUUAUAAUUAAUUAAUUUCAGGUGUUUUUUUUUUUGCAUUUAUAUAAUUCCAAUGGAUUAUGGUUCUGAUAUUUCGAGGAUAGUGUUCAAUGCCCCUUCAUAUGGAUUUGGUGCUUCAAAUGGGAUUUCAAGAGAUGGGUUGGUCUCACCACAAUCAUUGGUUUUGGAUACUGAGAUGCGAGAACUAGUGAAGUCACCUCCAAUGGUUGGAAAGAAAAAAAUUUGUGAUGCCAACAAAACUUUAGUGGCUUUGAAGAAUCAUAGGGAAGCAGAGAGGAGGAGAAGGAAUAGAAUUAGUGAUCAUCUUGCAAAACUUCGUGGACUUGUUCCAUACUCCGCAAAGAUGGACAAAGCAACCUUACUAGCUGAAGUUAUUAAGCAAGUGAAGGAAUUAAAAAAAAACACAGAGGAAUCAAGCAAAGGUUAUCUAAUCCCAAUGGAUAAUGAUGAAGUUAAAGUUGAAAUUGAACCAUAUGAAAAUGGUGGAUUAAAUGGAUCAAUUCCCUAUAAAGCAUCUAUUUGUUGUGAUUAUCGACCAGAGCUUUUAUCUGAUCUUAAACAAACUCUUGAUACACUUAAAGUACAAUUGGUAAGGGCAGAAUUGUCAACAUUGGGAGAUAGAGUGAAAAAUGAAUUUGUCUACACAUGUUGCAAAGCUGACAUUUACAAUGUUGAGUUAUGUCAAAUUAUUGCAAGUAAUGUUCACCAGGCACUUAGUUCUGUGUUGGAUAAGGGUUCUACUUCAUUGGAUUAUUCAUUAAGAGUAUCACAUUCUUUCAAUCAGCUGCAGCACCAGACAUCUACUUUGUCAUGUAACCAUGAAUUUUGUUCAUGUUGAUGCUACACAUUUUGGUUUAUUAAUUUAUUCUGCUGUUUUUAUUAUUUUAUUUUAUCUCAUUCACGAUUUUGGGAUCAAAAUCGUAAAUAAUACAAAAUAGAGGGUCCAACAUUGCAUUGCAUUUAAGUGUAAGUUAUAAAUAAUAGUUUUUUUGUUGUUGUUAUUGACUGUGUUGAUAGCAGAAUUGUUUUUUAUUUCUGCAGGAAAAUAUUUAACUGAAGUUAGUUGUAAAUCUGUUAUCAUUCGGUAACAUUUACAUUUUAAUCCUAAGUUUCUGUUGUACUGUGGCUACAGAAUAAUAAUGCUAUUGUUUAGCUUAUAAAUAUUUUUGUAUUUGAGAGGAUCCAAUUCCAUUCGAAUUUCA
This is a messenger RNA of Cicer arietinum (chickpea), 1947 nucleotides long. RefSeq names its product putative transcription factor bHLH107. The record is from RefSeq and is a predicted model, not a curated record. Gene Ontology annotation, molecular function: protein dimerization activity; DNA-binding transcription factor activity. Gene Ontology annotation, biological process: regulation of DNA-templated transcription. Lineage: Eukaryota; Viridiplantae; Streptophyta; Magnoliopsida; Fabales; Fabaceae.